AUAUCCGCGACAGAAGAUCUGGAAUGAGUCGAUCGAGCUCCUUAGUAUGGUUAGUACUUCUACCGAUCGUUGUCCACGUGUUGGGCAAUCAGGCAAAUUCCUCGCGCGAAGACGAGUAUGAUAACUUCACUACAAGGGUGAACGAAGAUUUCACAACGAGGUACGAUAAGGAUUCUGCGCAACACGAUUACUACAAUAACUACACGAAGAAUCUCUACGAAGAAGACAGGAAGCAGAAUAUGUCGGCCGAGCUCCGAGAUAAUCACAGGAAGACCGACUACAAAGGCAACCUUACCAUCUCGUACAAGUUUCGUCCAAAGAACGACUCCAACAAAGACAAUUUGAAUAAGAUGUGCAACAACACAAUUUGUAUUCCGAUUUGUUAUAAGCACAAUUAUCGCUUAUUCAGGGGUAUAUGUAUACUUGAUGCGGUUGAUCACUCUUUCCCAGAAAUCUACAAUGUUAAUAAGAAGGUAAAUGAUAUUUUUCAGUCAAACAUGUCGUGCGAGAUAACUGGAGAUUUACCACUCUUUUUUAAAGUUUAUCGUGAUGACGAAUAUAUGAUACUAAUCAAUGGCUCAGUGUACCAUCGAGAUCAGAACAUUAUCCUUGAUCCAACAACUUACUGCUUCGCCGUCAUAACCAACAAAUAUGAACUGAUCAAUAUAAAAAACGCAAAAUUAGACGUUGUUCCUGUUGGUCUUAUAGUGUCCUUGCCGUUUCUGCUAUUGACGUUCAUGGUGUACACGAUACUGAAGGAGCUUUGGAACUUGCACGGCUACAUACUUCGUGGAUAUAUCGCCUUUAUCACUCAAUUCUGGUUUUCGGCGAGCUUCUUCUGGUUGAAUGUGAUGUGUUUCGAUAUUUGGUGGAGAUUUGGACAAGUACGCCCUUUCCAAGGAAGCAUGACGCGAGAAGAUAGAAGAAGAUUCAUCAUAUAUUCGAUAUACGCAUGGGGUUGCGCCUCCAUCCUCAUCAUCAUUUGUGCCAUCAUGGAUUUCGUACCUAGUGUGCCGGAAAACUUCAUCAAGCCGCAACUCGGCAAAAUUGGAUGUUGGUUGACGGAAGAGUCAGAUGGAAUAUAUUUUUAUGGACCCAUAAGUGUCACCAUUGUUUGCAACAUCUGCAUGUUUAUUUCCACGACGUUAAAAUUCAAGCGGAACAACAGGAAUAUAGAAUCCAUCAUGCAAAGCACGGAAAGUAGACGUCACGACGACAACAACAAGCAAACUUUUAUCCUUUACGUGAAGCUGUUCAUCCUAAUGGGUAUAACCUGGUCCAUGGAGAUAAUAUCGUGGAUAUUUAAGAGCGCACCGGAGUACACCUGGGACUUCAGUGACUUGAUAAACAGUCUGUACGGACUCAUGAUCUUCAUAAUAUUCGUGUGUAAGGACAAUAUCAAGAAGUUACUGCUAAAGAAAUUCCGCCAGAACUGCACAUUCUCUCUAUUCUCCAGAAAUACAUCACGUAGCGGUUGUAACACGAUCUUGCCCACCUCUAAAGCGAUACCUCUUAAUAAAAUCAGCCCUUGUGUACAAAUGAAUUGCCGCGCGGAAAAUUUGUCUGACUAGAACGAUCCACCAUUAACGUAACACAAAGAGUAGAUUUCUAUCGUACAUUUAUGGUCGGCAAAAUACUGCGUGUAAAAGCGCAAAAAUUUAUACGCAGAAUGUAAUCUGACAAAUUCAUUUAUGUUAAAAAAAUUCUAUUAUAAAAUUCAACAAGUACUUGAUAAGGACAUACAGUCAUACGUAUAUCAGUAUGAUACCUCCUUCAAUGUUAAACUUACAUUUAAAAUAUUUUUCACGAGCCAUUUUGUUUUUGAGAUAUUUUUAUAUUUAUUUUCGUAUUUAGGACGCCCCAUAUAUAUGCAAACAUAUUCGAAACAACAAAUCUACUGUGAUUUUCAAGUAAUAUAUACACUUGUUCCUUUUCAUAUUUUACAAAGGCAAAUUAUUUUUUCAGGCCAAAAACGCAACAAAAAUAUUCGGGAAUUGAAAGAAAAUUACUAAGUAAAUAUAUUUGAAUUUUAUUUAUGUAAUU
Messenger RNA from Odontomachus brunneus, 2043 nucleotides. Its product is annotated as G-protein coupled receptor Mth2-like. Gene Ontology annotation, biological process: G protein-coupled receptor signaling pathway; cell surface receptor signaling pathway. The record is from RefSeq and is a predicted model, not a curated record. Gene Ontology annotation, molecular function: G protein-coupled receptor activity. The coding region runs from base 24 to 1571 and encodes 515 amino acids. NCBI's taxonomy places the organism in Eukaryota, Metazoa, Arthropoda, Insecta, Hymenoptera, Formicidae. The transcript is spliced from 5 exons. Gene Ontology annotation, cellular component: membrane.